AACCCAGUGAAUGCUAAAUGUGAUCUCAGCGUGUACAAAUUGAGGCCUUUUAUUGUUGCAUUUCCACAGGUAAAGGUAGUUUUGAUACUCACAAUUGCGCCUUGGUAAAGUUACUCAGCAAAGCUCCAAAAUUGACGCCCGUCAUUUGUUUCUGACCACCACGUGAACUGGCCCUCAAGAUAUCUCAGGCUCUCCUUGCAUUCCUUGCCAUCCUUGCGUCCAUCACUAUGGCCUCCCGAAAACGAGAUAUCUUUUCUUCGGCGGGUAUAAAAGAUGCUUUGUUUGGAAAUCAGAUUGAAGCGCAGGAUGCAGACAGCGGCAAGCUGCCAAAGCAUCCCACCCACUCUAGGUCCCCAAGCCCCAUGCCUAGGGAACGUAUCUACUUCUACAACAGAGAGGAUCCCUACUACUCGUUCACCAAUUUCUAUCCCAGCCCCAUCAAACAUGAAGGGAAGAUAUAUCCAACUAGUGAACAUCUCUUCCAAUCACUCAAGUUCCUUAGAGACAACCCUGAGAUUGCAGAAUAUAUUAGAAAGUUCUCAGAUAACCCGAGAGACGCUUUCAACGAAGCCCAUCGCCAUAAUGACAAAGUUCGUUCUGAUUGGUUGCGCAUCAGGAUUGAUAUGAUGGAUUUAGUUAUCGGGCACAAAUUUCGCCAGCACAAGCACCUGAAGGAUGAAUUACAGUCCACCGGCGACGCUGAGCUGUUUGAGGACUCUCCUUAUGAUGCUUAUUGGGGAAUUGGCCGGGAUGGAACUGGCGAAAACCAGCUUGGAAAGGCACUUGAGCGUCUGAGGACGACUUUACGUGAAGAGGAAGCUGCCAAGGGGGCGAAGGGGGUGGGAGAGGGCACAAAGGGCGCAAACGAGGCUAAUCGUGCCAUGCGUCUCAACCCGAGGGACAAUAUCGGUUGGAAUAAACACCAUGGUGGCGUAGAAGACGUGGUCGCAGGAAAACCCUAUACGCACCGCCUUGAGCCUGGAUCAGGAUCAUCGAAAGAUAGCCAUCUUCGCCGUCCACGUAUAUUUUUCUAUAACAGAGAGGAUCCACACUACACUUUCACCAAUUUCUAUCCCAGUCCAAUCAAACACGAGGGGAAGAUCUAUCCAACCAGUGAACAUCUCUUUCAGUCGCUCAAGUUCCUUAGAGACAAUCCUAAACUUGCAGAACAUAUUAGAAAGUCUUCUGAUGAUCCGAGAGACGCUUUCAACGAAACGCAUCGGUAUAACGAUCAAGUUCGCUCUGAUUGGUUGCAAAUCAGAAAUGAAAUGAUGGAUAUAGCACUCUCACACAAGUUCCGCCAACAUAAGCAUCUGAGGGACGAGCUUCUGUCUACUGGCAACGCUGAACUGAUAGAGGAUUCUCCUUAUGAUGCUUAUUGGGGAAAUGGCAAGAACGGUAUGGGCGAAAAUCAGCUAGGAAAGGCAUUGGAGCGGUUGAGAUUUAAGCUAUCUGAGGAGGAAGUCAAACGAUAUGCAGGUGAGGUGGUGGAAGAUCCAGAGGACAUUGGGAAUAGGCGCUGGCAAGAAAAUAGGAAGAAAUUGUAAUAUCCCAGCUCGUAUUUUUCGAUGCUCUCUCGGAGUUGAGAUAACUUUCAUUAACAUAACUACCAUCAAUCAAUGUACUGUAUUCGUUUCCAUAUCUCGAAGGUCUUAAAGGUACGACUAACCGCCGUGAAAUACAAUUGAUCAGACA
Serpula lacrymans var. lacrymans S7.9 is the source of this 1695-nucleotide messenger RNA. RefSeq lists its product as uncharacterized. Lineage: Eukaryota; Fungi; Basidiomycota; Agaricomycetes; Boletales; Serpulaceae. The transcript is spliced from 8 exons. The record is from RefSeq and is a predicted model, not a curated record. Bases 228 to 1547 code for a protein of 439 amino acids.